CUGUGUCCGCCCUCACGCCCGAUUCUGAUGGCGAUGAAGAUAAAAAUUGUUUAAUGGCAAUGAGCGUAACGGAGCUGAUUUCAAUAUUACGAACUGCAUAUGGUACGGUGGAUUAUGAUCGCGUGGAGGAAGUUUUGAUCGAUAACGAAACCAAACUAAAGGCUGAGAUUGGGGUACUCAGGGAGAAAUUAGAAAUGGAGAGGUUACAGAGGAUGGAUGUCGAAGAGCAAUUGAAGAAAUAUAAGGAGCAAUUUGAGAAGGGAAAGAAAGCUGAAGAGACAUAUGAGAAGCUGUUGCAAGCGGUUAAGAAGAAAAAUGCCUUGGUUGAUGGAAAUGCUAUUACUGAGCUUGGGAAUAAGAACCGUAAAUUAGAGGAUGAAAAAGGCAAGGCUGAAUCUAAGAUGGAGUCGUGGAAGAGGAAGUGUGAGGAGUUGAAUGAACGUCUCUUGAUGCUGGAGAAAGGCGCCAAAUCAUCCACGAAUGGAUAUACUCAUGUUGAAAUUAGGGGAAACGCUGAGAUCUAUCUGGGGUUCGAAGAAACACUGAUCAAGCCAUAGACGAAAUGGUGCUGAAUGAAGUUGUUAUACGUGGCCGUGAGAGUGGAAAUCCCCUGCAAACUCCCCUCCUUCACAGAGAAAGACGGAGUUCGUAAAUUUAGCAUCAGGACACAACUGUUGAAAAGCUACCCGAAGAGGGGUCCUCUGAUGAAAUGGUUAUUGAUGGGCGAGGUGAUAUUUCAGCACAAGCCAUGGGAACUCCAGAACCCUCUGAACGAGUCUGUGGGAUGGGGUCGUGGCCCAUCCUAACCCAGAUGUUAGGUGAUUAUGUUUCACACUAUUUAACACCAUCAAAUGAGAAAGUAACUUCACUUGGUUAACAAGUAGAAGAUUUCAAGGCAUUGAAUUCAAUGCUUACGCAGCUCAUGAAGAAUCAAUCG
Neltuma alba is the source of this 937-nucleotide messenger RNA. RefSeq lists its product as uncharacterized. The record is from RefSeq and is a predicted model, not a curated record. NCBI's taxonomy places the organism in Eukaryota, Viridiplantae, Streptophyta, Magnoliopsida, Fabales, Fabaceae. The transcript has 2 exons. The coding region runs from base 54 to 557 and encodes 167 amino acids.